GGGUUAACAAUAGAGAGAGAGAGAGAGAGAGAGAGAGAGAGAGAGAGAGAGAGAGAGAGAGAGAGAGAGAGAGAACAGAAGCGCGAGCUGCUCUCCAUGCCUUCAGUCUAGCGGAGCGGGCGAUGGAUGUGAGAUUUUACCCGGCACCUCCUUCAAGCGUGGGCUCCUGUACAUUACCCACCGACACCAGCCUCUCCUCUCUGGACUAUUACCACUGCAACAAGAGCAGAUUCAGUGUAGGAGAUCGAGGUGUUAGGCUGUACGGCGCAUUACCCGUGAGACACAACCCUGAGGAGAAAAGACUGCCCUCUUCAGGGUUUGAUGGUGACAACAUGUACAUGAGUGAGAACAACCAAGAGUUCCUCUCCCCGAGUCAGCAGAAUUACUCAGGACACGGCGGGGGGAGCGGGAACGGCGGAGGGGGGGGAGACGAGGACUACGAGAUCCCCCCGAUAACCCCCCCGAAUCACCCCGAGCCUCACCUGCUGCACCUGAUGGACCCCGAGUCCAGUUACCUGUGUCACUCCAUCCCUCACAACGGCCUGAUCAACCCGUACUCGUACCCCGAGCUGCCCGCGCUCAUGAUGUCCAACAUGCUGGCGCAGGACGGGCACCUGCUGUCCAGCCAGAUGCCCUCGAUGCCGGCGUUUGCGGGGCAAGCGGGCAGUUAUUACCCCCGUGCCCACCACAGCCCCAUGAUAAACAGAUCUGCCCGGAUACUGCCCCACCCCAUGAGCGCCCUGUCCCAGCUCAGCUCUCAGAUUGGCCAAGGCUCCUUUACACACGGUUCCCCGUCAUCGUCAGGAAGUCAGUCAGCCACGCCCUCCCCCUCAAGCUCCGCCCAGGAAGAGGAAGCGAAGUACCACUCAAAGAUCACAGGAGAGAAGCGACCCUCCUCUGACAUGAUGAAGCCCAAGCCCAAACCUCAGAAGAAGAAGAAGAAGAAGGACCCGAACGAGCCGCAGAAGCCCGUCUCAGCGUACGCUCUCUUCUUCAGGGACACUCAGGCCGCCAUCAAGGGCCAAAACCCCAACGCCACCUUUGGGGACGUGUCCAAGAUCGUGGCCUCCAUGUGGGACAGUCUGGGAGAGGAACAGAAACAAGCAUAUAAACGGAAAACAGAAGCGGCGAAGAAGGAGUACCUGAAGGCCCUGGCAGCGUACCGAGCCAGCCUGGUUUCCAAGACCUACAGUGACCCGGUGGAGAGCAAAAGCGGGCAGUCUAGCCAGCCGUCGUCACACAUGAUGCCCCCCAACACCCCCCUGUACAGCGUCCCGCCCCAGCCCUCCUCCCCGUACCCCUUCCCCCUCUCAGACCUCCAGAGCUACGCAGCGGGGGCUCCCAGACACGGCCUGCCCCGCUCGGCCAUGCUGCCCGCGCUCAGUGCCUCCCCCCCAGCCUCCUUCCAGAUCAGCCCCCCCCUCCACCAGCAGCUCUCCCUGCACCAGGGCUCGCUCCUCAACCAGCCAAUCCGCAUGCAGCAGGUCCAGUCACAGCCAAUCAUCUCUCACCAGAUGGGCCUCCAGGCUCCGCUGCACUCCCCACCCCCAGGACAGCAGGGAUUCUCUCACUUACAGUCGGAGUAUCAGAAGAGUGUGGGGGGGUCUCAGUCUCCUGGGGCCCCGAACCCGGGGGGCCAGAACCCCGACUGGGACAGCGAGUACUGCAACCGGGAAUGCGGCGGAAACCACUGCAGUGGCAGUAUGAUAGGCAGGGAUAAGCCACUCUACCUCACUUGAAGAAAAACAAGGAGAACGGAAAGAGAAAAGAUGAAACAACACCAGGGAGUCCCCCCCGCACCUCUCCACCCUUCCCAGACAUCAUCAGUUUCCCUCAGUGUCAUUUUACAUUCGUUUUUAGAAGGAUGUGUGUGUGUACGCGUUCUGAAGACUACUAGUGAUCCUUUCAUUUUUGCCAAGCACUUAAAAAUGUACAGGCCUCUGCGCCAGAGACCUCAGAGAGCACUCACCCCGUCUCUGAAUAAACUUAAAAGAAAACAACAAAAAAAAGAUGUAUAUAACAAAAACGAAAAGGAAAAAAAAUAAAGCAAACUACCAUUAAACUGGCCCUCAGGGCAAAUGAGCUUUAACUAUAACAGAGGAAAACUCUCCUCUUAGUUUCUCAGUUACUUUCCUCCUCGUCUCAUUUUUGUUUUAUUUUGUCGUUGUACUUUUUAUUUAUUUCCUGCUUGCAACAUAGCUCUUCUUUUGGCCAAAAAACAGGUCUGCUGUUACUUUAGGGAAAAGUCUCUUUCGAGGGGCGACACGUUGUU
Molecule: messenger RNA, 2272 nt
Organism: Rhinichthys klamathensis goyatoka
Lineage: Eukaryota; Metazoa; Chordata; Actinopteri; Cypriniformes; Leuciscidae
Gene: tox2
Product: TOX high mobility group box family member 2
Exons: 10
Coding region: 123-1739 (538 amino acids)
Biological process (GO): regulation of transcription by RNA polymerase II
Cellular component (GO): nucleus
Molecular function (GO): chromatin DNA binding
Source: RefSeq, a predicted model, not a curated record